AUGGAACGAGAUAACCAGACAUGGGUGAGUGAAUUCAUUCUCCUCGGACUGACCAGUGACCGGGACACUCAAGUCUCCCUCUUUGUCCUCUUCUUGGCCAUGUACCUGGUGACAGUGCUGGGGAACUUCCUCAUUGUCCUUCUGAUCAGACUGGACAGCCGGCUGCACACGCCCAUGUAUUUCUUUCUCACCAACCUCUCCCUCGUGGACGUGUCUUAUGCCACCAGCAUCGUCCCUCAGCUGCUGGUGCAUCUCCUGGCAGAACACAAAGGGAUCCCAUUCCUGAGCUGUGCUGCACAGUUGUUUUUCUCCCUGGGCUUGGGCGGGAUAGAGUUUGUUCUCCUGGCAGUGAUGGCCUAUGACCGCUAUGUGGCAGUGUGUGACCCCCUGCGCUACUCAGUCAUCAUGCAUGGAGGCCUGUGCACUCGGUUGGCCAUCACAUCCUGGCUCAGUGGCUCCAUCAACUCGCUCCUGCACACGGCUAUCACUUUCCAGCUGCCCAUGUGCACAAACAGGUACAUUGAUCACAUAUCCUGUGAAACUCUGGCUGUGGUCAGGCUGGCCUGUGUGGACACCUCCUCCAAUGAAAUUGCAAUCAUGGUUUCUAGCAUCAUCCUCCUGAUGACACCCUUCCUGCUGGUGCUCCUGUCCUACAUCCAGAUCAUCUCCACCAUCCUGAAGAUCCAGUCCACGGAGGGGAGGAGGAAAGCCUUCCACACCUGUGCCUCUCACCUCACUGUGGUCGCCCUCUGCUAUGGGACCACCAUUUUUACCUACAUCCAGCCCCACUCCAGCCCCUCUGUCCUUCAGGAGAAGCUGAUCUCUCUCUUCUAUGCCACUGUGAUGCCCAUGCUGAACCCCAUGAUUUACAGUCUACGGAAUAAGGAGGUGAAGGGCGCCUGGCAGAAACUAUUAGGACAAUUCUCUGGGUUAACUUCAAAACUGGCAACACCAUGACUCAGGAGCAUCACUGGAGAAGGGAGCUAUGCCUGAGUGCUCCCCACCCAACUUUAUGGGACAGGCUUCAGCUGCAUUGCCCUGGCAACCAGGAAGCAGAUGACAUAAUGUGCUGGUGUGUUAUGUAGGUGCCUGUUAUGGAGGUGUGUUGGGGAUGGGAUGUGGGAGUAUUUUAUAUCACAGCAGCGUGUUUGGUGGAGUUAAGCACUGCUGAUAUUGAUCUCACCUCCCUCUCUCAAUCUCCAUUCCCGAGGCCCAAGACAGGACAGACUUUUUGAUUCAUCAUAUUGUUUCUAAUUGUGACCCUAUUCACAGUUCUUCCCUUGGACCCCUUGUCCUUAGCAGACACAUUUUGGGAAAGGUUUAAGUGUUUCCAGUGGAAACAAAAUGCAUUUUCACAUUUGAAGUCUCACCUAAAAUAACGGGUGGUAUUGUAGCACGUGCAGUAACUGCAUGAAUCAACCCUCGGAGGAGAGUGCUGUUGUCAAGGCUGAUGGAAGAGUCUUUGCAGCACCCAUUGAUUGUGGAUGCAAUGCCAUUCACCAAGUGAUGCAAGACUGGAGAAAGUUUAAGGUCUUUUGCAGUAAUUGGUUUUAAAAGAAAGGUAGUUUGCACACAGGGCAUUUGGUGGCCAAGGGAAUACCACGCACAGUGGUGCAUACCUGUAGUCCUUGCACCUCAGGAUCCUGAUUGAGGAGGAUCACAAUUCAGCA
Messenger RNA from Ictidomys tridecemlineatus (thirteen-lined ground squirrel), 1670 nucleotides. RefSeq names its product olfactory receptor-like protein OLF3. Gene Ontology annotation, biological process: G protein-coupled receptor signaling pathway. NCBI's taxonomy places the organism in Eukaryota, Metazoa, Chordata, Mammalia, Rodentia, Sciuridae. Gene Ontology annotation, cellular component: membrane. Gene Ontology annotation, molecular function: G protein-coupled receptor activity; olfactory receptor activity. The record is from RefSeq and is a predicted model, not a curated record.